AUGAAAGGUCCCUCUAUUAAUGUGCCAUUGGUGGAAGGUUUGGAACAAAUGCCCGAUUGUGCCAAGUUUAUGAAAGAUGUUGUGACCAAGAAGAGGUUGAUGAACUUUAAAACUAUCAAGUUCACUCAUCAAAUGAGUGAAAUUGUUCAUUCCAUGGCUGCUAAGUUGGAGGAUUUCGGUGCUUUCACAAUUCCUUGUACUAUUAGAAGUGCCGAUUUUGCUAAAGCUUUUUGUGAUCUUAGGGUAUAUUAUGAAGUGCCUAUCAUUCUUGGUAGGCCUUUACUUACUAUGGAUAAGGCCCUUUAUGAUGUUGAAGCUGAGGAACUCACUUUCUGUGUUGGUGAUGAACAAGUGCUAUUUUAUGCGUGCAAGUGUAUGCGGCAACCAAAUAGCAAUGGUGUGUGA
Molecule: messenger RNA, 405 nt
Organism: Nicotiana attenuata
Lineage: Eukaryota; Viridiplantae; Streptophyta; Magnoliopsida; Solanales; Solanaceae
Exons: 2
Coding region: 1-405 (134 amino acids)
Source: RefSeq, a predicted model, not a curated record